CGCGACACUUCGCCUCGAUUUUGUUGCCAGCAGCGCCCCAAGAGGCUGGUAGGUUACACUGUGAAUUCGGCGCGAUCGUGAAAGAGAAUAGUGGUUGUUUAUUUUGAUUUAUACAAUGGCUUUUACUGGCGGGAGCGUUUGUAGCGCAAUACAUUGCACCAACAACAGGAAGAAGACACCACAGCUGUCUUUUUUUAGGUUUCCUAAGGAUCCUGAGAGGAGCAGAAAAUGGCUUGUUAAUAGCAGGCGAGAAGACCUCAUUAAGAAAGAACCAGUGUACCUGUAUAAUAAUAUUAGGUUUUGUUCGCUACAUUUCGAACAAAACCUGUUCAUGAACGCAGACAACAACAAACUCGUGUGGAAUGCAGUACCCACACUGUUUGACAUUCCAAAUAAGCCACCUCAGCUGACGAUGAAGAGGAAACUGCCACAAAGAUUCGACAGUCAAUCUAAAGCAGUAAAACAGUCCUAUGACACAGAAGCAGCCGGUUCAACUCUGCAUGUAUCAGUGCCAGAUUCGUGUGAAUUGUCAACACAGACUUGCUUUGACGAUGAAGUGGUUAGAUUAAGUGCAGCUGUUCGUGUCUUACAAAAGCGUGUGAAGUGUUAGAAUGUGCAAAUCGCUAGACUUCGAGCGAAACUAUUACGGGACAAGGAAAGUGCCUACAGACAGCGACAGAAACUGUAUCAGAAGGAGCAAGUGAACAAGGACAAACGAAUGUUAAAGACCAUAGGAUCCCCAUAUUUAAAAAAAGUGCCCUUGACUUGUUGUUAAGCCAGAUUAGCAUGCCAUUGAAAGAGAAACGUGCUGCAAGAUGGAAAGACGAAAAUAAGCUGUUUGCUCUAAAUUUAUUAUAUUACAGCACUCAGGCAUACAGGUUUUUGUCAGAAUGUUUUAUGCUUCCAUCAGUGCGUAGGGCUACAUUACAAAGGUAUGUGGAAGGCAUACAAAUAAAAUGUGGGAUAAGUGACAAUAUAUUCCAUCUUUUAAAGCAAAAGGUGCAACAUUUUUCUUAUAAUGAUAAACUUGUGAACAUGUCAUUGGAUGAAAUGUCUCUAAUGGCAAAUUUGACAUA
Messenger RNA from Schistocerca serialis cubense, 1076 nucleotides. Its product is annotated as 52 kDa repressor of the inhibitor of the protein kinase-like. Gene Ontology annotation, molecular function: sequence-specific DNA binding. The coding region runs from base 116 to 610 and encodes 164 amino acids. The transcript is spliced from 2 exons. The record is from RefSeq and is a predicted model, not a curated record. Lineage: Eukaryota; Metazoa; Arthropoda; Insecta; Orthoptera; Acrididae.